This is a messenger RNA of Myxocyprinus asiaticus (Chinese sucker), 1038 nucleotides long. Its product is annotated as thyroid transcription factor 1-like. Gene Ontology annotation, molecular function: DNA-binding transcription factor activity, RNA polymerase II-specific; RNA polymerase II cis-regulatory region sequence-specific DNA binding. Gene Ontology annotation, biological process: regulation of transcription by RNA polymerase II; cell differentiation. NCBI's taxonomy places the organism in Eukaryota, Metazoa, Chordata, Actinopteri, Cypriniformes, Catostomidae. Bases 1 to 1038 code for a protein of 345 amino acids. The transcript is spliced from 2 exons. The record is from RefSeq and is a predicted model, not a curated record. Gene Ontology annotation, cellular component: nucleus.
AUGUCGAUGAGCCCCAAGCAUACGACUCCUUUUUCUGUAUCCGAUAUCUUAAGUCCUCUUGAGGAGAGCUACAAAAAAGUGAGUAUGGAGGGGAACAACUUGGGGGCACCUCUUGCCUCGUACAGACAACCCCAAGUCACGCAAGCGGCGAUGCAGCAGCACCACAUGGGCCACAAUGGAACAGUAUCCGCUGCCUACCACAUGACUGCAGCUGGAGUUUCCCAGCUGUCACAUACAGCCAUGGGGGGCUACUGUAACGGGAAUUUGGGCAACAUGAGCGACCUGCCGGCCUAUCAAGACGGCAUGAGAGGCACCACCACGGCCACCAGCUGGUACGGAACGAAUCCUGACCCACGCUUCUCCACAAUCUCUCGUUUCAUGGGCUCCUCGUCCGGUAUGAAUAUGGGCAGCAUGAGCACUCUAAGUUCAUUGGCGGAUGUUGGUAAAGGGAUGGGUCCGUUUACCAGCACACCUCGAAGGAAGAGACGAGUGCUCUUCUCCCAAGCACAGGUGUACGAGCUUGAGCGACGAUUCAAGCAGCAGAAGUAUCUCUCUGCGCCGGAGAGGGAGCAUCUGGCCAGUAUGAUUCAUUUGACUCCAACUCAAGUUAAAAUAUGGUUUCAAAACCACCGAUAUAAAAUGAAAAGGCAGGCCAAGGACAAAGUGUCCCAGCAGCAACUGCAACAAGACAGUGGCUCCUGUCAGCAGCAGCAGUCUCCACGGCGGGUGGCUGUGCCAGUUUUGGUGAAAGACGGAAAGCCAUGCCAAGGCAGCAGCCAUACUCCCAACACUGGUGUACAAAACCACCAUCACCAGGGGGGGAACGUCAUGAUUAUGUCCAAUAACAGUUCUUCAAUGGGCCAGCAUCAAAGUCAGCAGGUAGGCAUUGCGGGAGAGUCUCCAGAUCUGGGUCAACACGCUGCGAGCCCCCCAUCUCUCCAAACCCAGGUACCCGGCCUGUCCCACCUGAACUCCUCCGGUUCCGAGUAUGGAGCUGCCUUGCCCUGCUCCGCUCUGCUUUAUGGCAGGACAUGGUGA